UUAUACCACUAAACUCAUAAGACUACACCUCUUUCUUCGUCGUCUUCAUCGCUGGAAGAAAGACUGAGAGAGAGAGAGAUAAUUUUCGAACACUCAAUUCAGCUAUGGCGGCACUACAAUAUUUGGAAUCGCUAAGCAAUGACCAUCCUGAGCUUUCUGAUUGGUACACCACGCUUGCAGAUCUGUACCAACGCAAGCUCUGGCACCAGCUAUCUCUCAAGCUCGAACAGUUCGUCGCUCUCGCUGUUUUUCAGGCUGGUGACACACUGAUACAGCUAUAUCACAAUUUCAUCACUGAUUUUGAGACAAAGAUCAAUCUUCUGAAGCUUGCACAUUUCGCUGUAAUCGUCUCUCGGCAAUACUCUGAGAAAGAUGCUGCAAUAGGUUACCUGGAAGGAGUAGCUGAGAAGCUCCAAAAUACUAAAGAGACACGGAUAGAGGAACCGAUACUUUAUAUUAAGUUGCAGAUUGCUCAAUUUAAGCUUGAACAAGGGGAUCAAAAAGAGUGCAAGAAGCUUCUAGAACAGGGGAAUGCUACACUUGACAGCAUGACCGAUGUUGACCCCUCUGUUUAUGCUAGUUACUAUUGGGUUUCAUCUCAGUAUCAUAAAACGCGGCAGGAGUUUGCAGAGUUUUACAAAAGUGCUCUCCUCUAUCUUGCAUACAUUUCAGUGGAUUCUCUUUCGGAGUCAUUCAAGCUGGAUUUGGCGUUUGAUUUAUCCUUGUCAGCAUUACUGGGAGACAACAUAUACAAUUUCGGGGAGCUGCUUGCUCAUCCAAUUAUAAAGAUUUUGGUAGGGACACAAGUUGAAUGGCUGUAUCAUAUUCUUGAAGCAUUCAACACUGGUGAUUUAGUUCGUUAUCAAGAGUUGUGCCGUGUCCAUCAAGCUGCUUUUAGUGCUCAACCAGCAUUGUUGCAGAACGAGAAAAAGCUUCUCGAGAAGAUCAACAUUCUGUGCUUGAUGGAAAUCAUCUUCAGUCGCCCAGCAGAGGAUAGAACAAUUCCAUUGAGUGCCAUUGCAGAGCGCACUAAGCUUAGCGUGGAAGAUGUAGAACAUCUCUUAAUGAAGAGUCUCUCUGUGCAUCUGAUUGAGGGAAUAGUCGAUCAAGUGGAAGGGACUGUUCACGUUUCCUGGGUUCAACCAAGAGUUUUGGGUAUUCCUCAGAUCAAAUCAUUGCGUGAUCGGCUAGACAAUUGGGUGGAUAAAGUACACACUGCAUUGUUAUCCGUGGAAGCUGAAACUCCUGAUUUGAUUGCCUCGUAAUCUUUAGUUUUCCAGUUUGCACUUCCUUGUCCCUGCAAGGCUGCAACACUCCAAUUUCCUCCUCUUCUUCUUUUUUUGGUUGUCCCUAUGAGAAGCUUGUAACACAACAGAGGUAGUAGUGAAACAUUUGUUUAGUUUCUCAGGCCUACACUGUAUGCUUUGGCUUAUGUCCUGACUCAUUGAUCUGUCAUUAUUUUCUGGAUUUAGGUGCUUGUUUGUGAAUGUCA
Solanum dulcamara is the source of this 1492-nucleotide messenger RNA. RefSeq names its product 26S proteasome non-ATPase regulatory subunit 13 homolog B. Lineage: Eukaryota; Viridiplantae; Streptophyta; Magnoliopsida; Solanales; Solanaceae. The record is from RefSeq and is a predicted model, not a curated record. Gene Ontology annotation, molecular function: structural molecule activity. The transcript has 6 exons. Gene Ontology annotation, cellular component: proteasome regulatory particle, lid subcomplex; nucleus; cytosol. The coding region runs from base 105 to 1265 and encodes 386 amino acids. Gene Ontology annotation, biological process: ubiquitin-dependent protein catabolic process.